Messenger RNA from Triticum dicoccoides, 2409 nucleotides. RefSeq lists its product as uncharacterized. Bases 26 to 2272 code for a protein of 748 amino acids. Gene Ontology annotation, molecular function: protein binding. Lineage: Eukaryota; Viridiplantae; Streptophyta; Magnoliopsida; Poales; Poaceae. The record is from RefSeq and is a predicted model, not a curated record. The transcript is spliced from 6 exons.
UUCCCCACCCGCACCCAAACCCACCAUGGCCGCCCCGCCGCCGCCGCCACCGCCACCGCCACCGCCGGCUCUCCCGGACGACGUCGUCGAAGAGAUCCUCCUCCGCCUCCCGCCCGACGACCCAGGUAGCCUCUUCCGCGCCUCCCUCGUCUGCAAGGCCUGGAGGAGCACCGUCUCCCAUCCCCACUUCCGCCGCCGCUUCAUCGGGCUCCACCGCCACCGGGCACCCCCCGUGCUCGGCUUCCUCCACGACUGGAAAGACGAGCGCAUCCCAGACUUCGUCCCCACCACCGCCUCGCCCUUCUCCCUCACCGCUCCAGACCGCCGGUUCUGGCGCGCCCUCGACUGCCGCCACGGCCGCGCCCUCUUCCUCUCCGACGACAGCCAGGAAACUCAGGAACUCAUCCUGUGGGAGCCAAUCACGGGCGCCCGUCAGGGCAUACCGGUGCCCUCGGCGUUCACGUGCGGGUGGCCGACCGCGGCCGUGUUCUGCGCAGCCGACGGGUGCGAUCACCGCGACUGUGCGGGGGGCCCCUUCGGCGUGGUCUUCGUCUUCACCCUCGACAUCUCGCCCAACGCAGACGUUGUCACAUCGGCGUGCUUGUACUCGUCAGAGACUAGCACGUGGGGCAAGCUGAACUCGAGGGAACACGAGUUCGCCAUGGACUUUGAGCAUAAUUCCAGCGUGCUGGUUGGGAGGUCUCUGCUCUACUUCCUGUCCGACGGUGGGAUGAUCCUGGAGUACAAUUUGGGCAGUGGUGAACUGGCUGUGUUGGACACACCACCUAACGAUUACGGCAGUGAAAACCACAGAUUUAACCUCAUGGUGGCGGAGGACGGUUUGCUGGGGGUUGCCGAAGCCAUUGAUUUUCAGCUCAUAUUGUGGAAAAGGGAGGCGAGUGAUGGCACUAAUGCACGAUGGGUGGUGAGCCGGAUCAUCGACCUGGACAUCGAUCCAUGCACACUUGUUCCAGUGUUGGGCUUUGCGGAGGGGGCAAAUGCUAUUUUCGUGAAAACUGUUGGUAGUCUCUUCAUGAUCGAGCUGCAGUCGGAGCAGGCGAAAAGGGUGUGCCAUAAUCAUGGCUUCUGUAAUUUGAUUCCAGUUGUCAGCUUCUACACUCCACAUUCUGGGCUCCAAGUGCCCGGGGGUGAACACCAGGACCCAGCGCCGCGGCUGAACCUACUGAGGAGGGGUGGUCAGCAAGGGGUAUGGGAGGAGAAAUCACUAGAAUUGGCGCAAGUGCUGUUUGAUAAGGGGUGCAAGGCUAUCAAUGAGAAGGACUUGGCCCACGCGGCUGACUGCUUCAGACAUGCUCUCGAGAUCAGGGUUCGACAUUAUGGAGGCCUUGCUCCUGAGUGUGCUAGCACGUUUUACCGUUAUGGAGGUGCCUUGUUAUGCAAAGCUCAGGAGGCAGCCAAUCGUUCAGGGGCAAACUUGCGUGGCAAAGGUCAGACGGAUGGGAACAUGACAGGCGAUGGAGAUGAUUCUGAUUUGGAUUUGGCCUGGAAAAUGUUGAAUACUGCAAGGGUGAUAGUUGCCAAGAGUCCAGAGAAGACAAUGGAGAAGGUUACUAUAUUGACUGCUCUAGCUGAAAUCUCCAUGAGAAGAGAGGACAGAGACAGCUCAAUCGGUUACUACUUUGAAGCUUUAGCGAUCUUGGAACAUUUGGUUAGGCCUGACCAUUUUCGAAUUGUCGAUCUAAACGUCCGCAUAUGUUUGGCCUUUGAGUUAGCAUCCAAGGUUGGGGAUGCAAUCCCAUAUUGUGCAAAGGCUAUUUCAUUAUGCAAGUCGCGUAUACAUAAUCUGAAAAUUGCCAAGGAAGCUUUGUUGGCUGAUAGAGACCUUAGAGCAUCUGCUGCUAAAGGACACUCAGGAAAGUCGACUCUGGAAGAUGAGAUAUCUUACCUUGCUAGAAUGUUGCCUCGAUUCCAGAAGAAGCUUGAAGAACUGAAGCAAGCAAUGUCAACCCCAAGCGACGGCAUAGAUAAUAUUAUGAAGAGGGUGGUCUCACAGGCAAGUCAUGAGCAGAGUGUUAACAAUACUAUGGCAAGAACUGCAUCUUUGACUUCUUCGCAGAUGGCACGAUCAAACAACAGCUUCCAUUCCCCAACUAUGUCGACGGCAGCACCAAGAGGAAGCACUGGAAGUAGCAUAACCGACUUUGAGAUUGUUGGCAGAGACAUGAAACGAGCUAAAGAUGAGUCGAUCUCCUACGAACCUUCUCCAAAGAGACUUGCAGCAGAUGAUUCACCAUCCGUGAAUGAAAUUUGAUAGCAGCUAGAUAGAAAUUCUGAAACUGCCAAGAUAUGCAUGGGACACUCUAACAAGAUGUUACUACUCCCCGUUCAUUUUCGCUCAAUGGUGAAUACUUAUCUGCUGAUUUGUAUACUAAUUUUUUGAUCUGGUCA